This is a messenger RNA of Octopus bimaculoides (California two-spot octopus), 2778 nucleotides long. RefSeq names its product cationic amino acid transporter 2. Gene Ontology annotation, biological process: L-ornithine transmembrane transport; L-arginine import across plasma membrane. Gene Ontology annotation, cellular component: plasma membrane. Lineage: Eukaryota; Metazoa; Mollusca; Cephalopoda; Octopoda; Octopodidae. Gene Ontology annotation, molecular function: L-arginine transmembrane transporter activity; L-ornithine transmembrane transporter activity; L-lysine transmembrane transporter activity. The record is from RefSeq and is a predicted model, not a curated record.
GGCGGAAUUUGAACUCAGAACGCAGUGGCAGACGAAAUACUGCUAAGCAUUUCGCCCGGCGUGCUAACGAUUCUUUUCUACUCUCGGUACAAGGCCCGAAAUCUUUGGGGAGGAGGCCAGUCGAGUAGAUCGUCCCCAUUACGCAACUGGUACUUAACUUAUUGACCCCCGAAGGGAUGAAAGGCAAAGUCGACCUCGGCGGAAUUUGAACCCAGAACGUAAAGACAGACGAAAUAACGCUAAGCAUUUCGCCCGACGUGCUAACGUCUCUGCCAGCUCGCCGCCCUAUAGUUAAGAUUAUUGAUGAGCCCAAAGAUUGCGCAGGACUUAUUGCUGAAUGCUACGACGGCAUUUAUUUAUUUAUUAUUGUUAUUAUUAUUUUACUUUGGAAACAGUCUCCCCGAGGGCGGUUUUAACAGAGUUAUAAAUCCUCAGGUAGAGCAAUGCUUAGCGCUCCCACUUCCUACGUACACAACAACGACAUUAAUAGAUUAGCAUUGGACCCCCUAGAUUUGUGUGUCCAUUCUUAAAGACAGCACAAGUCUCCUCCAAGGCUAUGGUAAAAAAAAAAAAAUUACUAAAAAUGUCACGGGCUGGGAUUGAACCGGAGACCGCGUGAUUGCGAAGUCAACUUCUUAACCAGUAGCGGGAUCUUAUGAAAUAUUGCCCAUUCUCGACGAACUUUCUUAAAAUAUAAUUUGACAAAUAUAAUGUAUAUCACGGAGUGCAUCGUAAGAGAAUCUCAGAAACUUAUUGGAGUCAGGCCUAAAAAUAAGUAAAAAGCAAAUUAUAGCAUUAUGCGCACCAUACAAGAAAUUAUAAGAUGCCCAAGUACUGCAGGCGACCCAUGCUUAAUCUUACCAUAUGUAAAUAGUCAGUCAAGCGACCUGUCCAAUCACAGGCCUGCAGUUAUAUAACCCGCUGAGCCAUUCAUUUAAUUUCGUUUUGGAAUACAAAUCGCCCGGUUGUAUCGUAUUAGAGAUUUCCAGUUCUGACAGUGCAGCAUUUAGCUAAGCAAUUUCAAGCUGAAAAGAAACAAUGUCAAAUGGUUUGAAGAAACUCUUUCGCUUGAAAACUUUAAGAAAAGACGACUUAGAGAGAUCUAACCUUGCUCGUGUGUUGAAUGUAGCUGAUUUGAUUUUUCUGAGUCUUGGUUGCACAGUGGGAGCUGGGGCCUACAUCUUAACUGGAAAAAUCGCCUUCAGUGUGGCCGGUCCUUCGAUUGUUCUAUCUUUCCUCGUCGCUGCUCUUUCUUCACUACUUGCAGCUUGUUGUUAUGCGGAAUUUGGAGGAAGAAUCCCCCGUGCAGGCUCUGCCUAUACUUACACCUACAUAACUCUUGGAGAAUUGCUGGCCUUCAUUGUUGGAUGGAGUCUCAUAUUGGAAUAUGCUAUUGGUAAGCUGACUAUUUCUAAAGGAUUUCAAGAUGGUGUCGCCAGUAAUGUGAAAGCUUUAACCACCAAUUUCGAUAGUAUGAUUAGCGGAAAUAUCUCAGCAUAUUUAAAAUCUGUCCUACCGAUGAAGUCCUACAUUUUUGGAACUUACCCUGACUUUCUAGCAUUUUCCAUCGUAAUGCUUUUAACAUCCAUUUUGAUCUUUGGGGUGAAGGAAUCUGCCAUUGUGAACAACGUAGCCACUGGAAUCAAUUUAUACGUUCUCUGCUUCAUCAUCAUCUGUGGAUUCUUUAAAGCGGAUCUCAAGAACUGGACUAUCAAAAACGAGAUUGCUUCUGCCGGAAAAGGUGGGUUUUUCCCUUACGGUGUGUCUGGAAUGUUCCAAGGAGCAGCCACUUGUUUUUACGCGUUUGUUGGGUUUGACACAAUUGCCACUACAGGCGAGGAGGCACAAAAUCCACAAACUACAAUACCACUGAGUAUUCUAGUUUCACUGCUGAUAAUCACAUUGUUGUAUGUAGGGGUUUCUGCGGUGGUGACCCUUAUGUGCCCUUACUAUCUUGUCGAUCCUCUCACACCACUUACCAAAGUCUUUGAGUAUGUUGGUUGGGGCCGUUACAAUAUUAUCAUCUACAUUGGCAUUGUGUGUGCCCUGUCUACCAGUAUAUUCUCUUCCCUGUUUCCACUUCCAAGAAUCGUUUAUACAAUGGCUAAUGAUGGCAUCAUCUUUCAGCAUUUUUCCACCGUUUCAAAUAAAUUCAAAACGCCUUGGUUAGCUGUAUUGGUGUGUGGAAUUCUUGCAGCUAUCAUUUCUACAAUCUUUGAUCUUGGUCAGUUAAUCGAUAUGUUAUCUCUAGCAACAUUGUUAGCUUACACGCUGGUCAGCAAGAGCAUCACUGUACUCAGGUACAGAAGGGUUAUACUUCAGACAUCCGAGUCUAUUCCAACUGAUACUGCUGAUGUUCCACUUGGACAGGAUGAAUCUUCAGUGUUUCUUAGGGAAUCAAUGAAAUCUAAAUUCUACAGAUGGUUUAACCCCAAUUCUGCACUACCAACUGAAUCUACAGAAUAUGUUGCAUUGAUUGCUUCUGUUUCAUUAACUUUUGUCUUUGUUGUUCUCAUCUGCGUUGUCACUUUGUUUGAGCAACAUCUUCUUGAAAUUCAUCCAUGGGUGGUUAUUAUUGUUUCUCUAUCAUCACUUGUUAUCAUAAUUUUGUUGGCCCUCAUUGCCAGGCAACCACAAAACCAGGAACAUGUGAACUUCAAGGUACCACUUGUUCCUGUAGUCUCAGAAGUGAGUGCUAGUUUCAACAUGUUUCUUGUGACCAAAUUACCAUCUUCUGCAUGGAUCCGUUUUGGAAUUUGGCUAUUUUUAGGUUUGUAG